Messenger RNA from Phragmites australis (common reed), 1544 nucleotides. RefSeq names its product alcohol dehydrogenase-like 4. Gene Ontology annotation, cellular component: cytosol. Gene Ontology annotation, biological process: formaldehyde catabolic process. The record is from RefSeq and is a predicted model, not a curated record. The coding region runs from base 100 to 1293 and encodes 397 amino acids. Gene Ontology annotation, molecular function: S-(hydroxymethyl)glutathione dehydrogenase [NAD(P)+] activity; zinc ion binding. Lineage: Eukaryota; Viridiplantae; Streptophyta; Magnoliopsida; Poales; Poaceae. The transcript is spliced from 10 exons.
ACUCUCCAUCCCCCCCCCCCCCCCGCACUACCUCUCUCUCCAAAAAAAAGCAACAAGAGAGGGAAAGAGAGAAAAAAAGACACCCAUCGAUCGAUCGACAUGAUGGCAGCCAACGGCAACGGCUUGGCGAACGGCGCUGGCACCCGAGGAAAGCCCAUCAAAUGCAUAGCGGCGGUGGCGUGGGGCCCCGGCGAGCCGCUGUCGAUGGAGGAGGUGGAGGUGGCGCCGCCGGGCCGCCUGGAGGUGCGCGUCAAGGUGCUCUUCACCUCCAUCUGCCACACCGAUCUCAGCGCAUGGAAGGGGGAGAACGAGCUGCAGCGCAAGUACCCUCGCAUCUUGGGCCACGAGGCAGCCGGAGUGGUGGAGAGCGUGGGCGAAGGAGUGGAGGACCUCGCCGCCGGGGACCAUGUGGUGCUGAUCUUCACUGGGGAGUGUAGGGACUGCACCUAUUGCGGGUCUGACAAGACAAACCUAUGCGGAACCUACCGUGUCAACCCUUUCAAGAGCACCAUGGUCACCGAUAAUGGCACGAGGUUCUCCGUGGUGGACCGUUCCGGCAUGCGCCAACCGGUCUACCACUUCCUUAACACAUCCACCUUCACCGAGUACACCGUGCUCGAUGCGGCAUGCGCUGUCAAGAUCAACCCUAAGGCCCCGCUCGAGAAGAUGUCCCUUCUCAGCUGCUGCAUCUCCACAGGAGUGGGAGCGGCGUGGAACACUGCAAAUGUGUCCAAGGGGUCGACGGUGGCAAUAUUUGGGCUUGGUGCUGUUGGUUUUGCGGUUGCUGAGGGCGCCAGGCUAAGAGGCGCAUCUCGGAUCAUCGGCGUCGACAUAAACCCUGAAAAAUUCACCAAAGGCAAAGAGAUGGGCGUCACUGACUUCAUCAACUCGAAGGCGUGUGGCAAACCGGUCCAUGAGGUGAUCAGGGAGAUGACUGGUGGGGGUGUCGACUACAGCUUCGAGUGCACCGGGAUCAAUGAUGUUCUCAGAGAGGCCUUCCUGUCCUCACAUGAUGGUUGGGGCCUGACGGUGGUGCUGGGGAUCCAUGCAACGCCCAAUAUGAUGCCGCUGCACCCGAUGGAGCUCUUCGACGGACGUCGGAUCACCGGCUGCAUCUUCGGAGACUUCAAGGGCAAGUCCCAGCUGCCUGACCUCGUCGACAAGUGCUUCAACGGGGAGGUUAAGAUAAACUUUGAUGGAUUCAUAACACACAAGAUGCCCUUCUCGGACAUCAAGAAGGCCUUCCAGCUGCUUGAGGAAGGCAAGUCGCUGAGGUGUUUGCUCCAUCUCUGAUCGAAGAGCUAGACUUGAGGAUUAAUCUUUAUUUUACUGCAAAAAUAAAUGUAGAAAUAUGUUUUCACGGUGUUUAGUUCUAUAAUAAUUGUCAUGGGCAUGCAUGUUCUGUAAAAAAGGUCCAACUUACUCAGCUGAAGAAAAGACAAUUAUUCUGCAGUAUAAAAUAGUUGCUUGGUCCAGCUUGUUUCUUCUGUAUAUGUACCGUAACAUCUCAAGUGUAAUCCAUGGGCAUUAUGGAUUUCUUGUCA